Molecule: messenger RNA, 2853 nt
Organism: Knipowitschia caucasica
Lineage: Eukaryota; Metazoa; Chordata; Actinopteri; Gobiiformes; Gobiidae
Source: the annotation of a GenBank genome assembly
AUGUGGAGAGAUGGUUCCGUGGACAAAGAGGAGGAUAACCGGCGGAGGCUAAUGUGCAGCCAGGACGAGGACAACGAAGCGGGCAGCGGUGUUGUCAAGGGAGAAUUUGAUUGCCACCGCUUUUCCGAACCAAAAUCCCAGUCACGCCCAGAUGAGAACGACCAGUGGGCCUCUCCAGAAAAGCGAGCCCAAGACGCAGAGCUCAAAUCUGAGUUUUUCACAGGAUUCCAUAACGCAGAGUGGGGAGUGAGGGAAAGAAUAGUUAUCUGUGAGGAUUUCUGGGAGGAGAACGACGAACUGGCAGGAAGCGAGCCCCACCCAGCUGCUCUAGCGGAGGAUGAGGACACAAGCAAUCAUGAAGCUCGAGAACAUAACACAAUUGCUCCAGCAGAGUCUGCAUAUGUGGAGCCUCAAGAGCAGAGAGGACUGGAGUCCGCUGAUGUCAAACCCCUGAGCUCCAAGACUGUGAAUGGUCUGAUGAUGCAGGUCUGUGAGGAACACCUACAGUUUUCACUCAGUGAGAAUGUGAAGACAAACAUGUUAUUAGCAGAGACCAUAAAGGACACCGUGGAUUUGCAGACGUGGGGGGAGCAAGUCGCUGAAGUUGUGCAAACUGAAAGCAAUGGAGAAGUGGUCAAUGAAGAAGAAGAGAAAAGUCAAGAAAAUCAGGAUGGAUUUUCAAAAGCUGAACCAUCUGAAGAGAAUCAAACUGAGCCACUCACUGUGAUUGAACAACCUGAUACUACAUCAACGGCUAAUCAGGCAAUUAAAGCAAAGUUAGCCCGUUUGUCUCUGGCACUGCCUCCUCUUGCUGUGACUCUACCUCCAACGGGAAAGGGCUUCAGAGAUGGACCACUCGGGAGUCGCCUCGGGCGCCGGAGAGGCCUCUCCCCGACCAGCGAUGAAGACGAGGAAGAGGAGCAGGAGGACGAGAGCUCCCGACGAGUCAUUGUUGUGACAGAGACAGACACGGACAAACGAGUGGGCCUGAGGAGUCUGCUAAAGUCCCCUAAAGAGCCUCUGGAUAGACAGAGGGACAUAGGAAGAAAUGUGUCCUUUUUUGAUGAUGUCACCAUUUAUCUUUUUGAUCAGGAAACUCCGACCAAUGAACUGAGUGUCACUACUCCCACAGGACCACCUCCUGUCACUGUCAAAAACUCUAAGCUGGAUGUUCGGGGGCCAAAUUCUAAACGCAGGGACUCAAAGAGGAAAGAGGAGUACUCGGUCAAACCCAGGUCUCCUCUUGGGACAAACUCUGUGACGUCGUCUCGUUUCACUGUCAGCCCGGCGGACGACCCUCAUACGUUUAGUGCAGAGUUAAUCUCGGAGAAGAUGUCUCUUGCGGACGAGCUCCUGGCCGACCUGGAGGAGGCGGGAGACGAAGGGGAGGACGGGCUGUAUCCUGAGGAUGAGGAGCGAGACAGCGAUGGGGAGGCGCAGGGGGCCAAGGGGGGGCUGGAGGACAUCCCUGAGGAGGAGAUGGAAUUGGACUACAGCAAAGCAGAGAGCGUCACGUCCAUCGCCAAACUACGCAACAGCAAACAGUUUUCAGAAAUCAUUGACAAAAUAUCAGAUUAUGUGGGAAAGCAGCGGAAGAAUUCAGAAGUUUCUGGACCAGUGGAAUCAGAUCCAGAAUACAGACUCAUUGUGGCAGCCAAUAAUCUUACAGUAGAGAUCGACAAUGAGCUAAAUAUAAUUCACAAGUUUACACGAGACAAAUACUCCAAAAGGUUUCCGGAGCUCGAGUCCCUUGUCCCAGACUCCUUAGACUAUAUCCGCACCGUGAAGGAACUGGGAAAUAAUUUGGAAAAAUGCAAGAACAAUGAAAUACUGCAGCAAAUUCUCACCAAUGCCACAAUUAUGGUCGUCAGCGUCACGGCCUCAACCACACAGGGGUCUUUACUUGCGGAGGAGGAGUUGAAGCAGCUGGAAGAGGCCUGUGACAUGGCCCUGGAGUUAAACCAGUCGAAGCACAGAAUCUAUGAAUAUGUCGAGUCCAGGAUGUCUUUCAUCGCUCCAAACCUGUCAGUCAUUGUGGGAGCUUCCACAGCAGCUAAACUUAUGGGUAUUGCUGGAGGACUCACAAACCUGUCCAAAAUGCCGGCCUGUAAUCUGAUGCUGCUCGGCGCUCAGAGGAAAACCUUGUCUGGCUUCAGCAGCACGUCUCUGCUGCCGCACACUGGCUUCAUCUACCACUGCGAUGUGGUCCAGUCUCUGCCUCCUGAUCUCAGGAGGAAAGCUGCUCGUCUCGUUUCAGCGAAGUGCACCCUGGCAGCGAGAGUGGACAGUUUCCACGAGAGCUCGGGCGGAAAAGUUGGUUAUGAUCUCAAAGAGGAGAUUGAGAGAAAGUUUGAUAAAUGGCAGGAACCCCCGCCGGUCAAGCAAGUCAAGCCCCUCCCUGCCCCCCUGGAUGGGCAGAGGAAGAAGAGAGGAGGAAGGAGGUAUCGAAAGAUGAAGGAGCGACUUGGACUGACGGAGAUCAGGAAACAUGCCAACAGGAUGACAUUUGCAGAGAUUGAAGACGAUGCUUAUCAGGAGGAUCUGGGCUUCAGUUUGGGGCAGUUGGGGAAAAGCGGCAGCGGUCGUGUCAGACAGGCUCAAGUCAACGAGGCCACGAAGGCCAGAAUCUCCAAAUCCCUCCAGAGGACGCUCCAGAAGCAGAGCAUGACGUAUGGAGGAAAGUCCACCGUCAGAGACCGCUCCUCUGGAACCAGCUCCAGUGUGGCCUUCACUCCUUUACAGGGGCUGGAGAUAGUGAACCCACAAGCUGCAGAGAAGAAGGUGGCUGAGGCAAACCAGAAGUAUUUCUCUAAUAUGUCAGAGUUCCUUAAAGUUAAGAAGGAGCCAAAAUAA